ACGAAACUAGCGGACUACUGGAGCGCAGGGAGAACUGAAAGCUUGACAUCACGGCGGCUGGCACUUCGUGCGUCUGAAAGUACGGAUUUGAACUGACGUAUUAUCUUUUCCACCUGGGAGCUGACAAAAGUUGACAACUUUCCAAAUGCAGUCGGAAUCGGGAAUCGUGCCCGACUUUGAGGUCGGCGAGGAAUUUCACGAAGAGCCUAAAACGUAUUACGAGUUGAAGAGUCAGCCGCUACAGAACAGUAAUCCAUCUGAGCAGCAGCAUGGCUCGUCUAAGCCCCCGCGGGGAAUGUCGGCCAUGACCUCUCGUAUCCUGCUCCGGCAGCAGCUGAUGCGUGAGCAGCUCCAAGAGCAGGAGCGGCGUGAGCAGCAGAGAGGGCAGAAUGCAGCGUACGGCCAGCACUCCAUCACCCAGAGCCCGGCCAUCAACGUCAGCACGCCCACUGGCCUGCCCAGUGCCACACAGGUGCCCAUGGAAGUGCUGAAGGUUCAAACUCAUCUUGAAAACCCCACUAAGUAUCAUAUCCAGCAGGCUCAGCGGCAGCAGGUGAAGGAGUAUCUCUCCACCACUCUGGGAGGAAAGCUUGGAUCGCAGGUGUUGAGCUUACCGUGCCCCAGCCAGACCACUGAUCACAGGGGAAUGCCUCCGGGGCCGGGCAACAGCGCCCCCAACAGUCCCAUGGCCUUACUGACCCUAAACUCCAACUGCGAGAAAGAGAUGGACGAUGUCAUUGAUGACAUAAUUAGUUUAGAAUCAAGUUACAAUGAGGAUCUCAUUAGAUUCCCCUUGGACCCUGGGCUUCAGAUGUCAAACACGAUCCCUGUCUCAGCUAACCUCAUGGACAUGUACAGUAACCCAGGGAUACCACCUCCUGGAAUCUCUGUCAGUAACUCCUGCCCUGCUAACCUGCCCAAUAUUAAAAGGGAAUUCUCUGUUACUCCAUCUCCAGCCAUGAUGCACAUGAUGGACAAACCCAGCUCCUGUGGCAAGUUUGAGAACUAUCAAAGGCCUGAAGGGUUUCCUGUGGAGGCAGAAGUGCGCGCUUUCGCAAAGGAAAGGCAAAAAAAGGACAACCAUAACUUAAUUGAGAGGAGACGAAGAUUCAACAUCAACGAUCGAAUCAAAGAACUGGGAACUCUGAUUCCAAAAUCAAAUGACCCGGAUAUGCGCUGGAACAAGGGUACUAUUCUGAAGGCCUCUGUGGACUACAUCAGGAAACUUCAGAGAGAGCAACAACGUGCCAAAGAGCUGGAGAACCGACAGAAGAAGCUGGAACAUGCCAACCGCCACCUGAUGCUUAGGAUACAGGAGCUGGAAAUGCAGGCCCGUGCCCAUGGACUGGCCGUCACCUCCUCUACACUCUGCCCAUCAGAGCUAGCAGCCCAGGCCAUCAAACAGGAGCCGGUUCUGGGAGGCUGCACCCAGGAUAUGUACCCCCACGCGCACCCCUCCUGCCCAGACAUGGGCCGCUCAAGCACCCUCGACCUUAACAAUGGCACAGUCACCUUUAAUGACGCCCAUGGUCUGGGCUCUACCACUGAUGCAGAGGCUUACGGUCUGGUCCCUAAGGCACACGGCACCAAAUUUGACGACAUCCUGAUGGACGACACAUUAUCGGCUGUAGCAACAAACGACUCGCUGCUCACCUCCGUCUCACCUGGAGCCUCAAACGAAAGUAGCCGGAAAAAUAGCGUGAGCAUGGAAGAAAAUGAGCAUGUUUGUUAGCCCUCGUUUGGCUGGCUAUUGGUUGCAGUUUUCCAAUAAUUCGAUUGACUGCCAAAUAGGAAGCACAGCUUGUUUUAUCAAGUGCAAAGUAAUAUUAUUUUUUAUGUUUACACUAAUUUUAUUUUAUUGUAUUCUAACCUUAUCCCAGUUUGGCGUUCCUGAAGUUUUUAUCAUGUUACAAUAAUUCAGCUGUGCAUAAUAUCAAAAUAAUCAAGGUCAGUAUCAGAAAAAAGAUUGAUUUGUGUACUUUGCAUAGGUGUAUUUAGAAUAUAACUGAAUCAACUUUGGGAUAAUGUAAAAGUGCACUUGAAUGGUCGUUUUUCUCUGGUUGUACAGUAGCGUCUUGACGCAUAGUUUAGAAAAAUCUCUCUCUUUUAUAUCCCUUGCAAAGGAAUGAUUUAAGCAUAAUACUUGCCAUUUAAAUUGUUUUUGGUGUUUUUCAACAAGCCAGCUGCCCAGUAAGCACAUACAAAUUCUUUUCUGCGAAUAAAUUAGUGUCACUAUUCUCUCAAUUCAUUAAAAACUAAUUGCGCCAGCUGAUAGCAUUGUUUAUUUGCAUACGCUGUUUGCGUUGUUUUUGCACUUUGGUGAUUCACUAAAGCAAUUAUGAAUACUAAAGCGGUGUUCGACUGCACCAUGCAUCUUAAUAAAUGUUGGUUAUAACUAGGGCUGAAACGAUAAGUCGACGUUAUCGACAACAUCGACAAUAAAAAAUUGUCAACAGAAAUUUUUGUUGUCAAAUAGUCGUUUGAUGUCAUUUAACAUAACAUGAGAUCAUAUGAAACUCUAAUGAUGACGCGUGAGAGCAGCACUGUAGUUCGCGCCUGACUGAGGAGAGGAAGAAUUACACAGCUCACAGUCCAGAUGCACUCUAAACUUUCCAAACAGCUUCAGGUGAUGUAGAUCGCAAAGUAUGAGGGAAUUAUAAUGCAAAAAUACAAAAUAAGUAAAUACAGAAGCACUCUCAUUGUGAAAUAAAGCAGAGCUUAAGCAAAGCUUGCAUGUCAGUGCGUCUAAAAAGCAAACAAUCUGGCGUUAUAUCUUUAAUGCAUUCUUUAUUAAAGUUCAGAUAAUAAGGAAAUAGGCCAUAAACAAACUUGGGGAAAAUGGCAUUUCUCUGUGCGGUCAGCGCCAUUCCUAUGAGUCGUGUGAAGAGGGAGAGAUUGAAACUGCACCCGGCUGAGGCACACUGUGGCACGGGGAUGCUCGUACCUUGUGCGCGUUUGCUGCAGCUAGAUUAUAACGUGAUGGCUUGCGACGUAUUGAAUCAUAAUAUACUGUAUGUGUCAUGGUGUGUAUCUUAUUGUGAAGAAAAUCGGCGAUACGCAACUCUAUUAAGAAGAGAGAGUUCUUUUUUGUGAGUUAAAGAUGGAUCGAAGUGAACAUAAAUGUGAGAGAGGGUAGUCUUAGCACAUUAUACACUGCAACAAAAUAUGUUUUUGAUUUGUUUUUGUUUUGGCUUGUUUUCCAUAAAAUAUAUGUAAAACUCCUUUAAAACAACGUACAUUUACUUCAGCAGCUAUACAGCAGAAGAAAAAAUUGUUAUUGGAGAAUUUUGAAUGCAGUAUUUAAUAUUGAAAUAUUUUAAAUAUCUAAAAAUAGCCUACUUAAAACAAGAUACAUUUAUCUGAGAAGCAGCAUGCUUGCUUUUAGAGAAUAGAUCUUGUAUAUGAGUAUAUUUUUUCUUUUCUGCACUGGAAGAAGUAUGAAGAAGUGAAGAAAUACACUUAUAUACAAAAUACACUUAUUUUUAAGAUACAUUCUCUUAAAGCAAGUCUAAAUAUCUAAUAUGUUGCUUCUCAAGUAAAUGUAUCUGGUUUUAAGGAUUUUUAGAUCAUUUAAAUGGAAAACAAGACAAAAACUGUUGAUUACAAUAGUGAAUUUUUUUACUGAAUGAAACUUAUAAAAAAAGAACGUUUUUUUCCCCCUUGUAAUUCAGUGAAUAUCAUUUAGAGGUAUUUUUAAAAGAUGAUUUUGUCCUCGUUAAUGUUAGUAAGCACAUUUAAUAUAACCUUUUAAGUUGGGGCACAAGCUGAAUAGUCGGUUAAGGGCUAAUGAUUAAUUGUUGCAAUAAUCGACUGAAUAGUCGUAUAAUCGUUCUAAUAAUCGUUAGAUUCGUCGAUUAUCAAAAUAAUCGUUAGUUGCAGCCCUAGUUAUAACGCUCUUUUCCACAAUUUGAUCAUCAUUUGAUAAAUUACAUUUAAAAAAAUUCAAUUUACCUCCUGCUUUCCAAGGGAGGUAAUACCGCGACGUUAAUCGCACAAGUCAAUUAGUGCAGACUUAUGUGAAUGAGGUGCAUUUUUUUAAAUUUACAUGGUCAGGAGAUGUGUUUUUACUGAAAAUAUUGACAAAGAUUUAAUUUAAAUACGCAUGAUGCAGAGAGUGCCUGGUUAAAAUGAAUUGCAGGUGGUAUGUCAAUAAGGUGCAAGGUUUUGUGCUGAAAUAUUGCAUGCUAAAUUUGUGCCAAUGUUUAGUGAAUUCGUCCCUCAGUGUUAUUUUUUUUUUUUCUGUUUUAAGGUCCACGAUAAUUUCAUUAAGCUCCAUUGAUUCACACCACUGUGGGUAUUUUGGAAUGAUGGGAAUCAGGUCAUUUCAUGUCACUGGAAUAAUCUCCACAAUAUCCAAUUUAAAUUCAAAUGUGCCAAGAUCUGUAAGCAAUAUCCAGCUAGAAACCAACAGAGAAUUCUCUGCAAAACUUUGACAGUUUGACAAGCAUUAAGGGUGAUAAUAGUUUCUGAAAACAAACAUAGGCAGUUGUUUUUAAUGGUCUGUUUUAUGGUUAGUUGCCAUAUCUGUCAUUUAAUACAUUUUAAGAAUUACCCACACAAAAUGUCAUGUAAAUGAACAUGAUUUGUUGUGGUUACUGUAUAUGCAGUGCCUUUAUAGUUAUACACUGCUUGUAGCAUAUAUUAUGAUUUCGAAUAUACCCAGAGGAUGCAUUUUAACACAAUGCAUCUCACAAUGCAGUGCAAAGCAUGAAAUAAUCCAUAUGAAUGUGAACUUGCUUAGUAUUUCAGACUUCAGACUCAUCUCCACUGAAAAAAAUUUUUUUUCAGGGGCUAUGUAUCUCCUAGUGUUUGAGACUGUUUAGGAAAAUUAAGAAAAUUAGGAGGAAGAUGUAGGAUUUAAAAAAAAAUGUUUUGUACUGGUCAAAAACACUGGAUGAACGCCUUUACCUUCAGAAACUAAACUAAAAAAUAGUAUGUACAAAAUGUAAAACAAAAUGUUUUUAUAUAUUCUAACAUUUGUUUGGGUUUUUGAAAUGCUUGGUGUAAAAUGACUUUGUUAUAAUAAGCUGUACUGUUACUGUAUAUUUUUACUGUUUCAAAAUGCUCAGCUGUGGCGCUGAUAAAUGCCUUUGAGAAGUAUCCGAUUUGUGCCACUAUAAUGGCCAUGUAGGUGCAACUACUGUAUUAUGUUUUGUUUCAUAGAACUAUGCAGAGGUAACUUUCAGUUCAGAAAUCAACCCUUUUCUUUGAAAGAAGAAAUCAUUUGAUAAAUUACAUUUGAAAAAAUUCAGUUUACCACCUGCUUUCCACGGGAGGUAAUAGCGCAACGUUAAUUGUGCCAGUCAGUUAGUGCAGACUUAUGUGAAUAAGGUUAAUAAUAAACAAGUUAUAGUGAAAGCUGAGUCAUACCAUAGUUAAGUGCCUUACAUUACAAACCUGUUACUUAAAGGAAUAGUUCACUCACAAUUAAAAUUCUAUCAACAUUUACUCACAUGCUUGUUGUUAAUGCAAAAACAUUAUGCAACGAAACUUGAAAAUCAUAUGGUUUUUGAGUGACAUUAGGCAUAAUGAUGACAUAAUUUUCAUUUUUGGGUGAAUUAUAUCAUAAUGUGCUAUCUGGUUAAAAACAGCUUAGCUUUCCUGGAUUAGAUGACUUCAUCAGAAAUGAUACAGUACGUUGUCCAGCGUCAUGGAAUGCUAAACUAAUCGUAUUAGGAUUCAGAUCGCUGCAACCACAGGUGGAAGUCAUCCAAAUAUGGGCAGGGAGGAUCGUUCACUCUAAUUACAUAUGGCCACCAGGAGAUGGCACCAAGUACAUGACAGAUUUAAUGAUGGCUCAAAUGACAUAGAAUGGAACUGAAUGAGAUCUCAUUACUCAUGAAUUCUAUCUUUAAAAGAAAUUUAUUUUCUUCUAUUUAUGUGAUCUUAGAUUGUGUCUUAGACAGUGGCAUCAAACUGGUGUAAAAUUUCUUCCCUUAAGGGAAGUAGUGGGGAACGAUCUUGAAGGGUUUGACUAAAGACUUGAUCUGACUUCAAAUGUAUUCUCGCUUAAACCUGUAUUGUCUUGAAGCACUUCAUGGCUUUCAAGAAUAGUGUAUUUACUUAAACUCCACCUACUAGCAUGAAACUACUGAAAGUUGACUUUAAUGUCAUUUGUAUGUAAUGUUAUACAGUGUUGACUGAUAAAAUGUUGCCAAAUUCCAAGUGAAGUCUGAAUAUGCAGUAAAACUAUUAUUUAUGUAUGUUGUGCAUUUAUUGCACAACUGGCUGUUGCAAUUGUUAUUUUCUUAGCAAUAAUUCAGACAAUCAGGUAAAGCAUAAGGCUCCUAUAUGAAUGCAUGAGUAUCAGUGAUGUCCACUGAAAGGUGCCUUUAAAACAAGCUUCCAUGGAACUUCAACCAAACAUCUUUUAAUGACAUUAAGUUUUUUUGUAUUUUUUUUGCUAUAGCUAAAGAUGUUUUUUGUUUUGUUAUUAUGUUUUUGAAGCUUAACCAAACAUUAUUUAAGGAAGGACUUAAAAUAGCUAUUAAUGUGGCUUUUUGGUUGAAUUUCCUUAUGAAGGAUUUUGUAUGAAUUCAGUACUGGAAGCCGACCCAACUUUUCACCUGUUGAAGUCACCUUUCACUCAAAAUGUUGUUUUGAAAUUGAAACUUUUAAGUAGUUGGUCACUAGUGUGGCCAUUUCAAGCUUGACAAGUGUACUGGGAUUGAAAGUGUUACAAACAUUAAAGUUAUAUUUAGUGGUUUUCACAA
Messenger RNA from Myxocyprinus asiaticus (Chinese sucker), 6713 nucleotides. RefSeq names its product microphthalmia-associated transcription factor-like. The record is from RefSeq and is a predicted model, not a curated record. The coding region runs from base 146 to 1732 and encodes 528 amino acids. Lineage: Eukaryota; Metazoa; Chordata; Actinopteri; Cypriniformes; Catostomidae. The transcript is spliced from 10 exons. Gene Ontology annotation, biological process: melanocyte differentiation; regulation of transcription by RNA polymerase II. Gene Ontology annotation, molecular function: DNA-binding transcription factor activity, RNA polymerase II-specific; RNA polymerase II cis-regulatory region sequence-specific DNA binding; protein dimerization activity. Gene Ontology annotation, cellular component: nucleus.